Triplophysa rosa is the source of this 7567-nucleotide messenger RNA. RefSeq lists its product as uncharacterized. Bases 987 to 6335 code for a protein of 1782 amino acids. Gene Ontology annotation, cellular component: membrane. Gene Ontology annotation, biological process: inflammatory response; toll-like receptor signaling pathway; immune response. The record is from RefSeq and is a predicted model, not a curated record. Gene Ontology annotation, molecular function: protein binding; transmembrane signaling receptor activity. Lineage: Eukaryota; Metazoa; Chordata; Actinopteri; Cypriniformes; Nemacheilidae. The transcript has 4 exons.
UUUGAGAAUAACCCAGUUGAUUAGACGUCAUAAUUGACAAAUGUUGCAACACUGACAUGCAAAAUGUUAUUCAAUGAAUCAAACACAACAUUUAUAUUACACUUCAUUAUUUAUACUACAGAACAUACAGUUACAACCAAACUGACAGGAUUCCCUUAAAGACACGUUCAAUAAUUCACAAACUUUAAAGUGAAGUUGCUUUGUAACAAUGCGUGUUGCCUUAAAGUGAUUUAUAAAUGCGGUGAUGUUGGUGAACAUCGCCAUCUAGUGGUCAAAUAAAUAAAGUACAUCAUAAGCGAACAUUAUGUUUGAUCGUACUCGUACAUCGAAAACAUUUCAGUCACUGCAGUUAGUGUCGAUUAAAUAAUUAUUUUGAUCACUCUUCUACUGGCUGAACUGGUUAGUGGCAUGUUAAACUAAUAAAGACUGUAGUAUUAUAAUAAUAUUGUCAUUUAAUAAAAAAUAAUAUUUGAUUUUGAAUAUCCUAUUAAUAAAUAAUAAUUAUCAACCCCAAUUAUAAUUAGUAGUAGUACAGUCGUAUUUAUUAUUGUUGAUAUUAUUGCAAUAUUAACGACCAGCAUUGUUAUUAUAUCUUAAUUUAACCUAAUGUAAAUAUACAUAUUUAAUAUAAAUAUUUGUACUAUGGUAAUCAUCACUGUUGUUGUCAAUGUAAAAAAGUUCAGAACUUCUAUAUUUGUUUGUGUAUAUUACAGAAUUGUGUAUAUUACAGAGGUUUGUCUUCAGGGGUUUUGUUUCACUUGAGGAACACGGACCGGAACACGAAAGAUUGAGCAAGUAAGUGAUUUCCCACCGCAGGAAACACAGAUGAGAUGAAGGGAGACAAACACGGGAAGAUCUCCGCAUUAUCGACAUCGCUUCUAUAGGCUAUAUACACAUCUAUAGGGCUGCUGUUAUAAUGAAACUUAAACACCGAUCAGAAGACUGAAGAAAGCGCUGAAGAGAGAAGAACGGAACGAGCUCUGAGAAUGGACUCUACAUUCAUUCUUCUCCUGUUUGGAUCGUGUCUCAACAUCCAGCUGGUGAAAUGCGCCUCGCUGUGUUCAGUUAGUGGUUUUAUUGCCAACUGCAUAGAUCGAGGUCUUCACCAGGUGCCGGAUCUGCCCGCACAUGUCAUUUAUGUAGAUCUGAGUAUAAACAACAUCCGUGAGCUCAACGAAUCGUCAUUCUCUCAUCCGGACGGUCUGCAAUACCUCAGAAUGGAUCACCAAACACCAGGACUCGUGAUCAGAAACAAUACAUUCAGACGACUCUCGAAUCUACUAAUACUAAAACUGGAUUACAACCACGCGCUGCAGAUAGAGCCAGAAGCGUUUAAUGGAUUACAUCAUCUGAGAACUCUCACCCUCACACAGUGUGGUUUAGAUGACUCCGUUCUGUCCGGUGACGUCCUCAAACCGCUGGUGUCGCUCCAGAAGCUUGUGUUGUGUGAAAACAACAUCGAGAGAAUCCGUCCGGCACCUUUCUUUAUAAACAUGAGAAGCUUGAACAUUCUGGAUCUGUCUGGCACAAAAGUGAAGAGCAUCUGUGAGGAAGACCUGCUGAACUUUCAGGGUAAACAAUUCACACAUUUCAUCUUGUCCUCUGUGAAACUACAGGAAAUGAAUCAGUACUGGUCAGGAUGGGACAAGUGUGGAAACCCGUUGAAGAACAUGUCCAUAGCUACACUGGACCUCUCUAGAAACGGCUUUGAAGUGAACACAGCCAAGAGAUUUUUUGACGCCAUCACUGGAACCAAAAUCCAAACUCUUGUUCUCAGUAGCAGCAGCAUGGGCAGCUCUUUUGGUUUUAGGAAUUUGAAAAAUCCAGACAGAUUCACAUUUAAAGGACUGAAUGCAAGUAGCGUUAAGAUGUUGGAUCUAUCCAGGUCGUAUAUUUUCGCUCUGCAGUUUUCAGUAUUCAGUUCCUUGUCAGACUUAGAAGAAAUAACAUUAGCACAAAAUCAGAUCAACAAGAUUGACAACGAUGCGUUUUUAGGCACGACAAGUUUAUUAAAGCUAAACCUGUCCAUAAACUACCUGGGUGCUAUUGAUUCUAGAACCUUUCAGAAUCUAGACAAACUUCAAGUGCUCGAUUUGUCUUAUAAUCACAUACGAGUGCUCGGAUAUCGGUCAUUUCAAGGGCUCGCCAAUUUACUUCAACUAAAUUUAACCGCAAACAGUCUCGAAUCGGUGCAUGAAUUCGCAAUCUUACCAAACCUAGAGAAGCUCUACUUGGGUGAGAACAGAAUUACGUCAUUGUACAUGUUACCACACAUGGCAAAAAAUCUCACAACUCUUGACCUGGAAUUUAACAAACUAACUGACCUGUCGGAUGUGUACACAAUAGUGCAGGGAUUUCCAAACAUCGAAAAGAUCUUUCUUCAAGGUAACGCGUUUUUCAGAUGUCAGGAUGCGAGACAUCAGACUACGGUAGUUUCAGGCAAACUUCAACUCCUUCAUCUUGGGCUUUCAUCCAUAGAGAUCAUCUGGUCAGGUGGAAACUGUUUAGACGUCUUCGAGCAUCUUCAUCAGUUACAGCAGCUCUCUCUGAGCGCCAACUUUCUACAAUCCCUCCCUAAAAACAUCUUCAAGGAUCUAACAUCUCUGACCUUUCUAGAUUUGUCCUUCAACUCUUUAAAGUACCUUCCCAGUGGUGUAUUGCCCAAAAGUCUACAAAUUCUCAAUCUGGAAUAUAACUCCAUUUAUUCAGUGGAUCCACAUCUCUUUGGUUCCCUCACGCAUCUCAGUCUGCUACAAAACCAGUUCCGGUGCGACUGCACCCUGAAGGACUUUCAGAUGUGGCUAAACGAGUCUAGAACCAUCCUCGUACAUCCUGCUGAAGACGUGACGUGUGCCAGUCCUGAAGAUCACUACAUGAUUCCUGUCUUGAGUUCCAGCAUACAAUGUGAAGACGAAGAGGACGAGACGAAUGUCGAAAAGCUGAGACGUGUGCUUUUCAUUUUCUGUACGGCCUUCAUCGUGUUACUCACCGCCGUCACCAUCAUUUACAUCCGUCGCCGUGGUUACGUCUUUAAGAUUUACAAACGACUCGCAGCCAAACUAGUGGAUGGAAAGCGAGAGGAUCCCGAAGAGGAUGGAUUCUUGUACGACGUGUAUGUCUGCUUCAGUUCCGGUGAUAUAAAGUGGGUAGAGAAAGCGCUGUUGAAGCGACUGGACUCGCAGUUCUCGGAUCAGAACGUCCUUCACUGCUGCUUUGAGGAGCGAGACUUCAUACCCGGAGAGGACCAUCUUACCAACAUGAGAAACGCUAUUCAGAGCAGUCGGAAAACACUCUGUGUGGUGUCGGAGCGCUUCUUGAAGGACGGCUGGUGUUUGGAAACCUUCACCCUGGCGCAGAAAAAAACAGAAGAGGAGUUAAAUGACAUUCUGCUGGUGUUGGUGGUGGGGAACAUACCCCCGUACAGGUUACUCAAAUACAAACAAAUAAGAACAAAAAUCGAGAACAGAAGAUUCCUGGUGUGGCCUGACGACAGUCAGGAUUUACAGUGGUUUUAUGAGCAGCUUAUACACAACAUCAGACAAGACACAAAGAUGAAACAAACAGAUGAUAAAGCAGACGGGAGAGAGACUGAAUUAAAGCUUCAUAUAGACACUGCAAUUAUGAAAGCACUGGGAGAUCCAAAACGACGUUUAUUCUGUUACAGCAGUAAGACGUGGAUAGCUCUCAGAAUGACACCAAGGCAAACAUCAUCCCUGACCACACUCGUAUUAUACAUCAGCCUUCAGACUGUAAAAUGCACCUCAGUGUGUUUAACAGAUGGCUCUGAGGUUCACUGCACAGAUCGAGGUCUUCAACAAGUGCCGGAUCUGCCGACGUAUGCCACGUAUGUGGAUCUGAGCAACAACAACAUUACUGAACUCAACGAAACAUCCUUUUCUCACCUUGAGGGUCUACAAGUCCUCAUACUAAAGCAUCAAACACCAGGACUCACGAUCAGAAACAAUUCAUUUAGAAGACUCUCAAAUCUAACAUCACUUCAGAUGGAUUACAACCAUGCGCUGCAGAUAGAGCCAGAAGCGUUUAAUGGAUUACAUCAUCUGAGAACUCUCACCCUCACACAGUGUGGUUUAGAUGACUCCGUUCUGUCCGGUGACGUCCUCAAACCGCUGGUGUCGCUCCAGAAGCUUGUGUUGUGUGAAAACAACAUCGAGAGAAUCCGUCCGGCACCUUUCUUUAUAAACAUGAGAAGCUUGAACAUUCUGGAUCUGUCUGGCACAAACGUGAAGAGCAUCUGUGAGGAAGACCUGCUGAACUUUCAGGGUAAACACUUCACACAUUUCAUCUUGUCCUCUGUGAAACUACAGGAAAUGAAUCAGUACUGGUCAGGAUGGGACAAGUGUGGAAACCCGUUGAAGAACAUGUCCAUAGCUACACUGGACCUCUCUAGAAACGGCUUUGAAGUGAACACGGCCAAGAGAUUUUUUGACGCCAUCACUGGAACCAAAAUCCAAACUCUUGUUCUCAGUAGCAGCAGCAUGGGCAGCUCUUUUGGUUUUAGGAAUUUGAAAAAUCCAGACAGAUUCACAUUUAAAGGACUGAAUGCAAGUAGCGUUAAGAUGUUGGAUCUAUCCAGGUCGUAUAUUUUCGCUCUGCAGUUUUCAGUAUUCAGUUCCUUGUCAGACUUAGAAGAAAUAACAUUAGCACAAAAUCAGAUCAACAAGAUUGACAACGAUGCGUUUUUAGGCACGACAAGUUUAUUAAAGCUAAACCUGUCCAUAAACUACCUGGGUGCUAUUGAUUCUAGAACCUUUCAGAAUCUAGACAAACUUCAAGUGCUCGAUUUGUCUUAUAAUCACAUACGAGUGCUCGGAUAUCGGUCAUUUCAAGGGCUCGCCAAUUUACUUCAACUAAAUUUAACCGCAAACAGUCUCGAAUCGGUGCAUGAAUUCGCAAUCUUACCAAACCUAGAGAAGCUCUACUUGGGUGAGAACAGAAUUACGUCAUUGUACAUGUUACCACACAUGGCAAAAAAUCUCACAACUCUUGACCUGGAAUUUAACAAACUAACUGACCUGUCGGAUGUGUACACAAUAGUGCAGGGAUUUCCAAACAUCGAAAAGAUCUUUCUUCAAGGUAACGCGUUUUUCAGAUGUCAGGAUGCGAGACAUCAGACUACGGUAGUUUCAGGCAAACUUCAACUCCUUCAUCUUGGGCUUUCAUCCAUAGAGAUCAUCUGGUCAGGUGGAAACUGUUUAGACGUCUUCGAGCAUCUUCAUCAGUUACAGCAGCUCUCUCUGAGCGCCAACUUUCUACAAUCCCUCCCUAAAAACAUCUUCAAGGAUCUAACAUCUCUGACCUUUCUAGAUUUGUCCUUCAACUCUUUAAAGUACCUUCCCAGUGGUGUAUUGCCCAAAAGUCUACAAAUUCUCAAUCUGGAAUAUAACUCCAUUUAUUCAGUGGAUCCACAUCUCUUUGGUUCCCUCACGCAUCUCAGUCUGCUACAAAACCAGUUCCGGUGCGACUGCACCCUGAAGGACUUUCAGAUGUGGCUAAACGAGUCUAGAACCAUCCUCGUACAUCCUGCUGAAGACGUGACGUGUGCCAGUCCUGAAGAUCACUACAUGAUUCCUGUCUUGAGUUCCAGCAUACAAUGUGAAGACGAAGAGGACGAGACGAAUGUCGAAAAGCUGAGACGUGUGCUUUUCAUUUUCUGUACGGCCUUCAUCGUGUUACUCACCGCCGUCACCAUCAUUUACAUCCGUCGCCGUGGUUACGUCUUUAAGAUUUACAAACGACUCGCAGCCAAACUCGUGGAUGGAAAGCGAGAGGAUCCCGAAGCGGAUGGAUUCUUGUACGACGUGUAUGUCUGCUUCAGUUCCGGUGAUAUAAAGUGGGUGGAGAAAGCGCUGUUGAAGCGACUGGACUCGCAGUUCUCGGAUCAGAACGUCCUUCACUGCUGCUUUGAGGAGCGAGACUUCAUACCCGGAGAGGACCAUCUUACCAACAUGAGAAACGCUAUUCAGAGCAGUCGGAAAACACUCUGUGUGGUGUCGGAGCGCUUCUUGAAGGACGGCUGGUGUUUGGAAACCUUCACCCUGGCGCAGAAAAAAACAGAAGAGGAGUUAAAUGACAUUCUGCUGGUGUUGGUGGUGGGGAACAUACCCCCGUACAGGUUACUCAAAUACAAACCGAUAAGAUCACACAUCGAGAACAGAAGAUUCCUGGUGUGGCCUGACGACAGUCAGGAUUUACAGUGGUUUUAUGAGCAGCUUAUACACAACAUCAGACAAGACACAAAGGUGAAACGAACAGAUGAUAAAGCAGACGGGAGAGAGACUGAAGCAACACGCGUUCAUGAAGACACUGCAGUUUGAUUAUAGUUAGAUUCAUCACCUGACGAGAGGAAGAGUGUUAAAGGGAUGGUUCACCCAAAAAUGAAAAUUCUGUCAUCAUUUAUUCACCCUUAGAUUGUUCCAAACCUGUAUAAAUGUCUUUGUUCUGCUAAAUAUCUUCCUUUGUGUUUUGCUAAACAAAGAAAUGUAUAUAGGUUUGGAACACCCUGAGGGUGAGUAAAUGAUGACAGAAUUUUCAUUUCGGGGUGAACUGUCCCUUUAACAGAAACCCUUUUACGGUUCGGGGACAAAAGGUCUGAAAGUUUGCACAGCGAAUCACUGUUUUGCCUCCAACAAGUUUGUUUUUCCCUCUCAUCUGACCUAAAGAGAAGAACUGUGAUGUGAUCAUGACACAUCUUUCCAUUUUUUAAGAAAUCAAAAUGCAAACACAAUACAAGCACAGUUGCUUUUAAGCUAAUAUCUUACACUGUUUUGAUGAUUUAAAGAAAUGUGACAAAAUAUUUCACUCUGUAAAUAUGGAGAGCUAAUUUGACUAGAAUUGAUUUAAAUUUUCUAAAUAACCCCAUACCUCACUUUGCUCCUGGGCUUCAUCAAGAUUUCUUUUGAUUCGAGCUCUGUUGACAGUCUUUCUCUUCGUAUAAUCCAUGUAUAUAAAAUGCAUUACAUGCUUGACUCUGUAAAUAUGAUCUCUUACCUUCCACACGUAAACACGAAUACUACCGACACCACCUUUCUAUCAUUCCUCAGACGUUGCACAACAUUGCACACAGAUCUGUGGGUUAAUUCGAGACACUGUGUUUUUCAUAAGUUAUGACCUUUAUAAGGUUGUAUUUGUUAAUGCAUUAGCCAACAUAAACUAACAAUAAAUAAUACUUCUACAGCAUUCAUGAAUCUCAGUUCAUGUUAAUUUGGCAUUCACAUCUAUGGAAUCAAAAGUGUUAACAUUACUAACCGCACAAUGAACUUAAACAAUUGUAUUAACUAACAUGAACAAAGAUUAAUACACACUGAUGUUCAAGUUCAAGAUAGUUUGUGCAUUGACUAAUGUUAACAAAUACAACCUUCUAGUAAAGUGUAAACUUUUAAAGGAAAAUCAGGGAAACCUUUAGGGGCGGUUUACCUUUUUUUUACAAACCUUAUGCAAUAUUACAUGUGUACUUUAAAUUGUGACAAAACCAUGGCACUCAUGUAUUUUAAAACAAGUCUGUUUUCAGUUUAAACAGCUCUAACAUUUAAUAUCUGUCUUAAGCCCA